Molecule: messenger RNA, 2392 nt
Organism: Prunus dulcis (almond)
Lineage: Eukaryota; Viridiplantae; Streptophyta; Magnoliopsida; Rosales; Rosaceae
Product: MYB-like transcription factor ETC1
Exons: 3
Coding region: 2003-2233 (76 amino acids)
Biological process (GO): cell differentiation
Cellular component (GO): nucleus
Molecular function (GO): transcription cis-regulatory region binding
Source: RefSeq, a predicted model, not a curated record
UUUGUAUGCAUGCUAGGGAAGUUAUUUUGCAUCGAGUGUUUCCACCGGGCCUUUCCAAGGCUUCACACCAAGUCUUCACACUGACAUAAUAUUAAUAUGCAUGCUGAAGUAGGGUCAGCCAGAACCGUUGUUGCCUGGUGGGAACUUCCCGACGAAUUUGAUCCGAAUGAUGAUGUUGCUAAUGAUUCAUCUAAUAUUUGGAUAAAAUGUUUCCUCAUCUCUGCAAUGCCCCUGACCCUUCUUUCUUCUCCACCGAAACCGAUGUGUAACGUUGCCUUCAAUCAAAAUUGCUUAGAUUGCUUUCUGCUUUGAAGUGGUUAUCUAUGCAACCAAGACAAACAGGAAUGGCGAAGGGAUCAGAAGAUUCGAAAUAUUACUGCAGGAUUACUAAAAGUAGCUAUGUUUGGUAGCUAUGAUUAGCCUGGCAAUACACUCUUCCUCGUCUGUUGAUAGUAGUAGAAUUCUCGUGCAUUUUUCUAUUGAGAUAAUUAUUUGGUAGUUUUCCUUGCGUUAUCUUUUGAAAAAGUCCAAUCCAAUAGAUUAAAUAGUUUUACGCAAUAAGCCACUUGGGGACUUCAAAUUUCUAAGGUUUGGUUUAGGCAUGAACUCGACUUGCAGACUCGUAAUGUUUUUGGGUAUGUUGUGUGUGUCAACACCGUUCUCAUAUAAUUUGAUAGUAGUUUGCAAUAUCUCACCUCAUAAUAUAUUUGACUUCCUAUGAGAUCAACAAGUCCUUUCUUGCUUGCCAUUCAUAUAAGAUAACACUCGACAGAAACAGGAUGACAGAUACACAUAUUGGAUCUUGAGCAUUAGAUCCAAAUGAUUCUUACACAGCUCAGAAAACAAAAUGGGUGGGUUCUCUACACUAGGGAACUCUCGUCCAUGUCUAUUAUCUAUAUAUCCGAUUUGAACGAAUUGUGUGGUUUUUUUGUUCUUCAACAACACAUCGAUUACUUGAAAAUAAAUAUGUCGUUGUACUUCUCCACAACACAUUGAUUAAUUGGUAUCAGCUUGGAUUAUGAACACAGUGCUUUGGCUAUCUGCUGCAUCUGUGUAUCCAGGAUAAAGCGUCUUUUCGUUUUUAUCUCUGCAUUUUGUUCCAUGAUCCAUCAAAUUACAACUAAUCUAUGCUUCAAGGAAGCCUCAAUCCGUUUGUUUGCUACUUACUUAUCACUCUCUUCUAAUCUGAAUUCUAGUAAUGUAAUGGGUUAUGGGACCAAGCUAUUAAAUUGUCAAUGUCGUUCGUUUUUAGUCUAUGUUGCAUCCUGUUCCUUCUUGUUUGUCAGACAAUGACAGGCCCUGCUAAGCUCCAAGCAGAAACCACAUGUUUUCCGGAAACUAGACCAGAAUGAAAGGCUCUCUUUCGUUGGUUCAACUUCAAAGCAAGCUUUGCAGGACCCUCCCCUCCCAUGUUCCGUGUUGGUUGUUUCUUGUCACGCUUCUCUCCGUACGUCAGGGAUUCGGGUUAAGAUACUUUUAUAGUUCUGCGGUCACAACUUCCAUUCAACUUAGUAUGUCAAUGGAUCCAAUUUUGAUCCGGUUUCGUUCUAAAUCUGAUCUAAUCCUGCUGGUCUGUACUGACAGUGAUCAUCCAAUUGUUAAUACAAAUCCGACAGCUUAAUAUUCAAGGGUAGGCUAAUUUCGAACCAGUAGUUAAUAUAUGUAAUCUGGGGUAUGAUUUUUGUAUGUUUAUAUUUAUAUACAAACAACCAUGCAAAUAAUGUGGUGAAUUGACAUCCGAUAAAAUGAAGUGAGAAGAUACGGAUUUAUCUGUCAUGAAUUUGACUCGUAAUAUUCUUCGGAUUUCCUAUUCAUCUACAGAUGCCUACCUUCAACUACCAUUCUUUGCUUCUUGAGAACCAUUCACCAUCUAUCUACUAUUGGUCUCAACUCUCAAGCCUGUCUUUCCAAAUAUCUUAGCAUUGCAAAUCACUACUUAAGCGGCUCCAUUGCCUCAAAGUAGCAGCACCCUGUUGACUUCCUCCCCAGAAUUCUAUGCCAAAUGGCCGACUCCGAACACUCUUCUUCCGAUGACUCUUUCUCGGACUCUCAAGCUACAGAGAAAAGCAGACAAGAACCUGAGCUUCAAUUCUCUGAGGACGAGGAAGCACUUAUUAUAAGAAUGUACAAUCUAGUGGGAGAGAGGUGGGCUUUGAUUGCUGGGAGGAUUCCCGGAAGAACAGCAGAAGAAAUUGAGAAGUACUGGUCCUCUACAAACUCGACAAGUCAAUAAACAAUUAGGUCAAUCUGUUGUGUGACUCUACCUCAACUCUCCCAAGCUUGCAUUGCAGAAUUUGCGGUUGGAACCGGACCAAUUUGUAAUAUUGAACAUAAGAUCAAUGUACAAAGUAAUGUUCCAAGAGUUGCCAAUCUAAUAAUCUUCUUCUACAUA